This is a messenger RNA of Danio rerio (zebrafish), 1282 nucleotides long. It is a transcript of the gene as3mt, whose product is annotated as arsenite methyltransferase. The record is from RefSeq and is marked provisional. Gene Ontology annotation, molecular function: arsenite methyltransferase activity. NCBI's taxonomy places the organism in Eukaryota, Metazoa, Chordata, Actinopteri, Cypriniformes, Danionidae.
CGUUUGACCAUGGCAGACGCAGCCAGGGACAGGACUGUAACAAGUGUCUACAAUGACGUUAAGGAAUACUACGGAAAGACGUUGAAGCAGAAAUCAGACCUGAAAAGCAAUGCCUGUGUGCCUUCUGCCAAACCUGUCUCUGCGUAUGUGAGAAAAGUGAUAGCUGAGAUCCAUCCAGAUGUUGUUGCAAAGUACUAUGGCUGUGGUCUGGUGGUCCCAGAGUGUCUGGAGGGCUGCCGUGUGCUUGACCUUGGCUGUGGAAGUGGACGUGACUGCUACAUGCUCAGCCAGCUUGUAGGAGAGAAAGGGCACGUCACAGGUAUCGACAUGACAGAAGCUCAGCUUGAGGUAGCCCGGAAUUACAUCGACUACCACAUGCAAAGAUUUGGUUAUAAAAAUCCAAAUGUGAAUUUUGUUCAAGGCUACAUUGAGGCCUUGGUGGAAGCCGGGCUGGAGGAUAAAUCAUAUGAUAUUAUCAUAUCAAAUUGUGUGGUGAAUCUGUCACCAGAUAAAUCCAGUGUUCUGAGGGAGGCGUAUCGUGUUCUGAAGGACGGAGGGGAAUUGUACUUUAGUGAUGUCUAUAGUGAUGCUAGAAUCCCAGAACACCUCAAGGCCAACAAAACUUUAUGGGGCGAGUGCCUCAGUGGAGCAUUGUGGUGGGAAGACCUGAUAAGACUAGCUGAAGAGGUUGGGUUCUGCAAACCCAGGCUGGUUUCUGCUAGCAUCAUCACAGUGGGCAACACGGAACUGGAAAGCAUUCUUGGUGACUACAAAUUUGUGUCUGCCACAUACCGACUCUUCAAGUUACAGAAAGGUUUGGAGAAGAAGCCCUGUCUGGUCAUGUACAAUGGAGACAUUACUGACAGCGAGGAAAGCUUUGAGUUUGAUGCCCAGUAUGCCUUUAAGGUGGAUAAAGUGAUGGAGGUGGAUGGAGAUGUCGCCAACAUCUUGAGAAACUCCAGAUUUUCUGAAGAAUUCACAUUUCAGCCUCAGGGGGUGAAUACUGCUUCUUCUGCAGGAUGCUGGGCCAAACCCAACGCUGUGUCAGUGAAUCCCUUUGAACUGGUCCAACAGUUGGGAAGCGCAAGUGUGUCUCCUUCCACUGGAGGGUGCUGUGCAGGUCAGGAAUCAUGCUGUAACUGACUUCCAGCUAUUUUGAAGGCAGUUGAGAAAUGAAGCAAGUGUUUCUUAUGUAUUAUGUAAUAAAAAUCACAACAAAAAUGGUAAUAUAGCAGUACUUUGUAAGGUUGUCAAGCUAAUAAAUGUAUAGAAAUGUCCAAUA